AUGGGACUGAAAGCCAGGAAGGCGGCAGCAGCACCGCUGCCUCGGCCGCCACCGCCGGGGGCUGGUGAUUGUGGUGGCCGCGUUGGAGGGGACCUAGAGGAGAAGAAAGCGGGGCUCGCCGGGGACCUGGAGCAGGGCUCUUUGGCCCUGGGUGCUGGGGCGGACAGAGAUGGGGCCCUCCUCUUGGAAGGAGCGGGCAAGGAGGAGGGGGGCAAGAGGUCCGCUCAAGGGAUUGGGCUGCUGGCGAAGACCCCACUGAGCCGACCCGUCAAGAGGAACAACGUGAAAUACAGGCGGAUCCAAACUUUGGUCUACGACGCCUUGGAGAGGCCCAGGGGAUGGGCGCUGCUCUAUCACGCCUUCGUGUUUCUGAUCGUCCUGGGGUGCUUGAUUUUAGCUGUCCUGACAACAUUCAAGGAAUAUGAAACCGUUUCAGGAAAUUGGUUGCUGUUGCUGGAAACGUUUGCCAUUUUCAUCUUUGGAGCAGAGUUUGCCUUAAGGAUCUGGGCUGCGGGCUGCUGCUGUCGGUACAAAGGAUGGCGGGGGAGGCUGAAGUUUGCCCGGAAACCUUUGUGUAUGUUGGAUAUCUUUGUACUGAUCGCCUCUGUGCCGGUAGUGGCUGUUGGCAACCAAGGCAAUGUCCUGGCUACAUCACUGAGAAGCCUGCGUUUCCUUCAGAUCCUGCGGAUGUUGCGGAUGGACAGGAGAGGAGGCACCUGGAAACUUCUGGGAUCUGCCAUUUGUGCGCACAGCAAAGAACUCAUCACGGCCUGGUACAUCGGGUUCCUGACCCUCAUCCUCUCCUCGUUCCUGGUUUACCUGGUGGAGAAAGAUGUGCCUGAAAAGGACGAGGAUGGGAAGGAGAGGAAAGAGUUUGAAACUUAUGCCGAUGCCCUUUGGUGGGGACUGAUUACGCUAGCAACCAUUGGCUACGGCGACAAGACCCCCAAAACGUGGGAGGGGCGCCUGAUAGCAGCAACAUUCUCUCUCAUUGGCGUUUCAUUUUUUGCUCUUCCGGCCGGCAUUUUGGGUUCAGGAUUGGCUCUGAAAGUGCAGGAGCAACAUCGCCAGAAACACUUUGAGAAAAGGAGAAAGCCUGCGGCAGAACUCAUACAGGCUGCCUGGAGGUACUAUGCUACUAAUCCUAACAGGAUGGACCUCGUUGCCACCUGGAGGUUUUAUGAAUCGGUUGUAUCGUUCCCAUAUUUCAGGAAAGAGCCGGUGGAUGGGACCAGCCAAAAGCUGGGUCUCUUGGAUCGGGUUCGUGGUACCAAUACUAAAGGAAAGCUAUUUACCCCUCUGAAUGUAGAUGCAAUUGAAGAAAGUCCUUCUAAAGAACCUAAGAGUGUUGCCUUGAAUAAUAGGGAGCGUUUCCGCACUGCAUUUCGAAUGAAAGCUUAUGCAUUCUGGCAAAGCUCCGAAGAUGCUGGAACCGGGGAUCCUCUGGCAGAAGACAGAGGGUACAGCAGUGAACUCCUCAUUGAAGACAUGAUCCCCACGCUGAAGGUUGUCAUCCGAGCUGUCAGAAUACUACAAUUCCGCCUCUAUAAGAAGAGAUUCAAGGAGACUUUGAGGCCUUAUGAUGUAAAGGAUGUGAUAGAGCAAUAUUCAGCAGGACACCUUGACAUGCUUUCCAGGAUCAAAUACCUUCAAGCGAGAAUAGAUAUGAUUUUUGCACCUGGACCUCCAUCCACUCCCAAGCAUAAAAAAUCCCAGAAGGGAGGAGCGUUCACUUUCCCUUCGCAACAGUCUCCAAGGAAUGAUCCAUACGUAGCCAAAGCAUCCACAGUAGAUCUUGAAGACCAAAGUAUGAUGGGCAAAUUUGUCAGAGUCGAAAGACAGGUCCAUGACAUGGGGAAGAAACUGGAUUUUUUAGUCGAUAUGCACAUGCAGCAUAUGGAGCAGCUACAAGUCCAAGUCCCUGAGGUCCGUCCGUCAAAAGAAACUGCAUUCCCAGCAGAGGAUAACAGAUAUUCUGAAUUGAAAUCCAUCAUUUACAAAUAUUCUGAGCCUUCUAUUCAUGAAAUGCCUCCAAGCUUCCACCAUGUUCCGGUGAACAAAGUUACUCCUUUUGGAUUCUCAACACAGGAUCAUGGUAUUGGUCCACUUUCGUUGCCAUUGGGCGGGCAAAACUCCAGUAGGUGGCAGGCCAUGCCAUUCUCAACUUUGUACGCAGAAAGGCCAACAGUUUUGCCUAUACUUACAUUCGUUGACCCCCACGUUUCCUACCAUUCUCCACCAGGAGACCUCCAGAGCCCCCACUCAGACAGAAUCUCUUCCAGGCAGAAAUAUAGCUUUACGAGAGACAGCGACACUCCAUUAUCCCUCCUCUCUGUCAACCAUGAGGAACUUGAACGCUCACCAAGUGGAUUCAGCAUCUCCCAAGACAAAGAUGAUUUCCUUUUUGGGUCAAAUGGGGGGUCAAAUUGGAUGAAAGAGAAACGCUACUUAGCUGAGGGUGAAACGGACACAGAUACCGACCCUUUUACUCCGAGUGGCUCUAUGCCUCUGUCUUCAACAGGGGACGGGAUCUCAGAUUCAGUAUGGACUCCUUCAAGCAAGCCAGCUUAAAAUUCUCCAACGGGGGUGGGGGGUGGAGUCACCGACUGGCUUUGUCUCGUAAUG
This is a messenger RNA of Rhineura floridana, 2625 nucleotides long. It is a transcript of the gene KCNQ3, whose product is annotated as potassium voltage-gated channel subfamily Q member 3. Gene Ontology annotation, cellular component: membrane. Gene Ontology annotation, molecular function: voltage-gated potassium channel activity. The record is from RefSeq and is a predicted model, not a curated record. The transcript is spliced from 15 exons. Gene Ontology annotation, biological process: transmembrane transport; potassium ion transport. Bases 1 to 2571 code for a protein of 856 amino acids. Lineage: Eukaryota; Metazoa; Chordata; Lepidosauria; Squamata; Rhineuridae.